UUUCUACAUCUAAUGCAUGAUUACAAACAGAUCAGAAGCUUAAAUGGAUUUUUCAGGAUCCUUAUUUGAGGUUUUUUGCGUUAUGGUUUUUGUUUCACCAGAUCAAGCUCUUGUACACUGACCCUUUCUGGACUAACAGAUGACCACAGAAACAGAAGAUGACUUUUAUCAAUCAGACGAUGACUUGGAUGAAGAUGAGGCGACGCAAUAUAUAAUUGAACAAAGUCUUAUUCAGUAUAGAAAGCUCAAAGGGUUGAAUCCAAGGUGAAUAUUUAGUCACUCAGGCAUCAAUCUGUCUUUGUAUGUUGUGUUUUUGUUGUUGAUUAGUGUAAUGAUUUUCACUUCCCAUCAAAAGUGAUCUAAAGCCGAGUGAAGACCCUGAUGAGAUUUUCAGAGCUAUCAAAGAAGGUAAACAGAUGUGGUUCGGGAACCAUUAAAGCAAAUUGUGAUGAAUCCUGCCAAGAUUCUCAGAGGGUCUCGUCUUCAUGUUUAGGUGAUGAAAAUGCACUUCACAGACUGGCACUGCAGCCAGAAAUGCUGUCCAGAGUGGAUGACCGAGGGUGGAUCCCUCUGCAUGAGGCUGCAGUGCAGGGGAGUAAGAGGAUACUGGAGAUUAUCUUUUCAGGUAGGGAGGUUAUAUUUGAUCUCAUGAGCUCCUGUAAAACGCAGACAUGCUGAUUUUCUCUGUGUGUGGGUUCCAGCAUCACCCCCGGGUGUGGUCCAGUGUCGCACUCUCAAGGGUGAGACGCCGUUGUUUCUAGCUGUGGUUCAUGGACUCAGAGAGAGUGCCACAUUCCUGUUACAGAACGGUUCGAGCCCGGAUCUCCAGAACGACGAGCAGGAUUCUCCUUUGGUGGCAGGUACUAAAUCUCGAAACAAAGCCUCUGUCUGCUCUCUUUUAUUACACCUACACACUAAGGAUGAUUUACUGAUUGUCCUCUUCUCUCUCUUCCUCUUAGCUAUUCUGAACGACCAGUAUGACUUAGCCACACUCUUGCUACGUUACAACGCCAGCGUAGACCAGACAGGACCACUGAACAGGACAGCUCUACACGAGUCCUCCUUCUUAGGCUUAGAGAACUUUGUCUAUCUGCUCCUGGACUCUGGUGCCAACCCUAAUGCAUGUGACAUAAAGAAGAAAACUCCCCUAGCUCUGUCUGCACAAAACGGACAUCUGAAUGUGGUGGAGGUUCUGUUGGAGAAAGGUAACAUGUCUGAGAUAAAUUACCUUUCACUAGUGCAACAUGACACUUCAUGGUGCAGGAGGAGGGAUUAAAAUGUACAGUUUGCAUUCUAGAUUUUGUUAAAACCUGCAAAAUUCAUGUGCGUUUGACUCUAUAGGAGCCCAUGCAUGGUGUGAAUCAGAGUCUGGAACUAUCCUGUUUGAUGCUGCAGCAUCAGGAAACCCAGACAUAAUCUCCCUUCUUCUGGAUUAUGGAGCAGACCCCAAUCAACCUCUGUACAGUGGACACCUGCCAAUCCAUCGAGUGGCCUACCAUGGACACAUACUGUGAGGAUUUCUGUCUGUCUGUGUUACAUUUAUCUCUUUUACUUCUUAAAAGUUUCUGAACUCCUUUUUUCGUUUCACAUGAGGCCUCUUUUCCGACAGGGCUCUGGAGCGGCUCAUCCCUGUGACUAAGCUGGAGGCUAUAAAAGAAAGUGGGAUGAGUCCUCUCCAUUCUGCAGCUGCUGGUGGACACCAACACUGUGUGGAGAUGCUGCUCAAAGCCGGCUUCGACCCAAACUUUAUGCUUCAUCAGAGGGUGCGCCGCAACUACGAUGACGAGCGCAGGUCUGCCCUCUUUUUCGCCGUGUCCAACAAUGAUCUCCAGUGCACCCGUUCGCUGUUAGAAGCGGGGGCGAUGGUGAACCAGGAUCCUAUCAACUGUUUGCAGGUGGCUCUCAGACAGGGCAACUAUGAACUGAUAAACACGUUACUGAAGUUUGGAGCAAAUGUAAACUACUACUCCAGAAUCAACACCACCCACUUCCCCUCAGCAUUGCAGUAUGCUCUGAAAGACGAGGUCAUGCUGAGGAUGAUUCUCAACCAUGGAUAUGAUGUCAAGCGUUGCUUUGACUGUCCCUAUGGUGAUAGUUCCCAUGACUAUGCUCCUUGGACGACCUCAAUCAUUAAAGACAUGGUGGUGAGUCAAGGCUUGUCUGGGAGAAAAAAAUGUGUAAAGAUCAGAAAUAUGUGAAUGGAUUCUACCGUGUAAACACUUCUUUCAGGGUUUCCUUCCUCUGCCAUGCGUGUCUGUGUCUCUCUACAGUUCUGUGAGGUAAUAACAGUGGCCUGGCUCAAGCACAUCUCCGCUCAGGUGGUACGCAUCAUGCUGGACUACACCGACAGCGUAACCUUUUGCACCAAACUUAAAGAAACCCUGAUGGAGGAAAAACAGUGGCAGGACAUCUGUGACAUUCAAAGUAAGAAAGUCACACUCAUUUGUACUGAUGACGACGUGUGCAUUCAUUUACUUACUCUCUAUUUGUAUGCAGGAAAUGCACGCAGUCUGAAACACCUGUGUCGGCUGAGGAUAAGGGAGCAUUUCAGUCGUCUGCGCUUAAAGGCUCCAGUUUUCAUCAACUUUCUUCCUCUUCCUCCCAUGCUGAAGGAUUACCUACGCUACAAGGAGUUUGAUGUAUACAGCAGGGGCAGCUUAAUGAACCCACAUUAA
Messenger RNA from Xyrichtys novacula (pearly razorfish), 2675 nucleotides. The record is from the annotation of a GenBank genome assembly. NCBI's taxonomy places the organism in Eukaryota, Metazoa, Chordata, Actinopteri, Labriformes, Labridae.